Molecule: messenger RNA, 2225 nt
Organism: Bursaphelenchus okinawaensis
Lineage: Eukaryota; Metazoa; Nematoda; Chromadorea; Rhabditida; Aphelenchoididae
Source: the annotation of a GenBank genome assembly
AUGGAUCAGCUCUCCCCCACCCAUCUCGGAUUACUGUACAUGGCCCUGGGAGUGCUGGGCUUUGCGUGUAAUGCCACCACGGCCGUCAUGAUCAUAUCAAGGCGGGUGUUCCGUCUCUCGGCCUACACCAUGAUGGCCAACGUAGCCUUGGCCGACGCCAUGAUGACCGUCGUAGCGGGCAUUGUGUGCGGUUUUGUGACAGCCACUACUCCUGAACAACAAACCACAUCAAAACUGAUCGAAGUCGACCAUAACAUAUCAACCAUGACUGAACGGUGAGUUCUUAUACUUUAGUAUUUCUAUAGUAUUUUUAAAAUUUUUAAUAUCAAUUCAGUACCUUCUUAUGACAAUAAUAACCUUGACAUCAAGUGUAAUGUUUCAGCACUACCAGAAGCUUCAUCCCCACCCCGGAGCACUUUAUUCAAAUGAAUCUGGCAGGCAAAACUGACACUUCGUCAUCGCAUGACAUGCUCGAAGCGACGUUGGUCUUUCUGGAGAUCGCGUCAUGGAUAGCUGGUGUCGUCAGUUACGCUUAUCUGGGCCUUAACAGAUGCGUUGCAAUCUGCUUCUACGGCACCAAGGCCAAGACUUUUAAUCGGGUUACCGUCGCGAUUAUCGCAUCGAUAUCAACAUGGGUAGCUGGCAUUUUUGCAGGUAACUUUUCUUCAACAUUGUCACAUAAUUUAUUUAUAUUUGUAUAUGUUAUAGUAAGUUAGACGGUUUAAAAUAAGUGGAUUCAAAAUUAAUGUCAUAAGAUUAACUAACACAAUAUAGAUAAAGCUUUGGUUUUUUACGUGAAUAAGAUGUAAGUCACAUCAAAUUGUUUUAGCUUGUAUGGGUACAUUCACAUCGUCCGACUCGUCCAGUCCACUCGACAUGUGGUCGGUAAGCUUCACAACCAUGAAGCGGCCCCCUUCCACCGGCUUCAUCGUGUUCGUGGUGUCGAUAAACAUAAUCAGCGUCCUCCUCCAAUGGGUCUGCUCCACCCUGGUGUUGAUGAAGAUCCGCCAGGUCAAACAGAAAAUCAACAAGAACAAGCUGAACCAAAACAGUGCGAAUCGCUUCCGAAAACAGGUCGGGGAGGAGGCUAGGCGAAAAUACGAUUUCCUUUCUUUCAGGCUCGGCUUACGUUCCAAUUCUUCUACCCGUCCUUGUUGUGCACCAUCUCCUCGACCUUAUACUUUGCCAAGCCCUACAUGCGCGAAGUGUUGUCAGAGACGCAUUUCGUGAUAUUACACAUGGUGAGGGUUGCAAACAUUACUUUUUUUCUAUUUUUAACCUCACUUCUUUACUACUCUACUGUAUGUAACACAGAACAAUGGUUAGCUUCUGUAUAUUACAGUACACUCAUGAUUACACGUUUAAAAAUAACUCUUUCAAUAACAACCCCCUCAGAAACUGAUUACAGAGAUUAGUAUCAUAGGUUCCAAAAUAGUUACAAUACAAACCCCUGCGUAAGCAGUAACCUUUGCCUCAUUACCCUAUUGCUACGGUAAUUUGGGCCUGUUUUUGUAAACAAUGUAAUUAUCUCUUGUCAUGACAACUCGUUGUAAUCGUGUAAUUACCAGAUAUGGCUCUCGAACCAUUUGUGCAACCCCUUUAUUUAUGCAUAUUUCAACGAACGGAUGCGACUCACAUAUCACGAGAUACUCUCAUGUGCACGAAUACGCUACUACAUUAAGAAACAGAGGAAGCAGCGCGGAUUCCAGAGACAGAACAGUCGAGCCACAAUGUCCAGGUAUCAGUCUAACUGCACAAUAUCGUUGAACACCUGAGUUCAAAGUUAAAAAAGCAAAAUAAUAGUAGGAAAACAAGUUUUGCCAUGUUGUUUACAUAUUAUUAUAAAAAUGUCCCUCCAAAUAUGCAAAUCCAGCCAUCCUAACACAAUAUUGUUUAGAAGAUCCCACGGUGCCAGAUCCAAUCGUAUGUCCACGAGAUCGGCCAAAUCACAAAGAAAUGGCAACUUUGUGAGGAACAGUCUCCAGAUGCAAAGCCGUGACUUCGAGCAGCUCUGUGAAUUCAUGAUGCGAGUGAAUCCCUUGUACGACAGCAGUGAAGGCUGGAGGGAGAGCAGCGACGAAGACGAGAAAGAAUCCGUGGAUCGGCCGAUGGAGACCAGAAGUGAAGGGCUACACGUUCAUCGUGAGUCUCGAUCCAUUGUUCUGGAUUUGGGACGGCAGACCGUGGAACAUUGGGCACGGUUCGCCAAGAAAGCGAGUAUUUGA